CAAUAGGCCAGCUCAGACAGCAGAAAAAGAGCUAUUUAUGAGGUUCACUCGCUACAAAAAAGCCCCUACCGUACAAAAAACCCAGAGAGAUUUUGGCCCCCCAAACCCAUCCCAAGCGAGAGCUUUGUUUUGCUCCGGUUGACCGUUAACAGUGGCGACCGGCAGAAGCAGUGCCGAAUUCCGGUAGAGGCCCCGAUGCUAAAGACUAGUUAGAAGCUAAGAAUGGAGGUUUCAGCAUACAAGGCGGAUGGGAUUUUCGCCAAAGAACUUGAAGACGAGCUCAUGAAGUUUACUGUGAAAUCUGAGGACAAUGGCGGAGUUGAAGAACCACCCUUGGUUAAUCAGACUGAUCAGAAAAACAAUGAAGUUGAGGUCAACAUAACAGAAUGUACAAAAUCUAUGGGCAAUAAGGCUUUUAUACCACAACACCAGGACUCGACUGAGAGUGAGGGCUCGAGUUCAUUUGAUGACAGUGAUUCGGAUUUCGAGAAUUUUGAUAGCUUGGGUAACUCUGAAGCUUUGUCCGGUUUUUGCGGUGACAUAGAUGGAUUUGGUGAUAACUUUAGCUUAUAUGUUGUUCUACGGCAUGUGAUCUUUUCGAGUAUCGUUAAUUCUUUGGAUUCGUUUGAUAGGGUUGAACUGGUUUAUAUUCCCCAGAAGAAAAAACUGACAGCUCACUGGAGAUCCUUUAUCCAACCAAUCAUGUGGCGCUGUAAAUGGACUGAAUUGCAAAUCAAGAAGUUGCAGUCCCUAGCCCAAAAAUAUGACAGAGAACUUGAAGCCCACAAUAAGCGAAAGCAGAUUCAGUUAGAAGACACGUCAUUGGAAGAUGGCGUGAAGUCAGUCCCAUUUUCGCGGACGACUGCCACAGAUGACUUGUUCAAGAGGAAGAAAAGAAGAAUGAAAGAGGCAACUACAGAUGUAGCAGAAUAUAUGUCCCGUCAUAACCUUUUUUCGUAUUAUGAGAACAAGAAGAGUUCUAUUGAUGGUGCCUCAAUGAGUAACUUGUCAAAAAGUUCAGCUGCCCAGAAAGCAAACAUAGAUGAAGAGGUUUGGACAAAUGACGACCUAUCGACUUUUGUGGCUGGAGAUGGUGAUAAUUCUUUAGAAGAAAUACUUAGAAAGAUCGAGCUUUUACAGUCGCAAGCUGGCCAGCUGAGGAGCAGGGUCAAUAGAGUUAUUCAAGGAAAUGCCGAAAAGUUCCAUUUUGUCGAUGAACUCUUGCCCAUGCCUUUUGAAGCUCCAACUGCAAGCAAUGGUGAUGGUAUGGCUGUAGGAACAUACAUUGCAUCUCAGCUUAUGUCCGAGUAUAACAUGGGCGAUUUACAUGCCUCUGAAAGUGAAGUUACGAAUCACGGUGAAGGUGUUCACAAUGCUAAUGCAAGUACAGAUCAUGCUCCUUUUGCAGAUUCGUACAGAAACGUUGAAGAUGGAGCGCUAAUCGACAACCAGAGGGUCAAAGAAGAGAUUAAUUUUGAGGAAGUGAUUAUUAACCCAAGCCAAAAGCCUCCACUGAAAACCAUUGUGCCCGUUAAUACCAUCAGUCCCCAACUCGCAAGUGAGCCGAAUUUGCCGGCAAACAAUCGAUCAUCUCCAAAAGUACGGUCUGUUUCAAAAACAACUGCCCCAAGAACAAAACGAAAGAGGGGCUGGAAAAAGGGCGUUCGUCGCAAGCCUCGAAGGUCCACAGGUAGUUAGUUAGCCUGAGGUUCAAGCAAACUCAUGAGGAUCAAGAAAGUGAAUAAACAUAAAAUCUGGCUGGCAAUAUGAACUACAUGUGUGUUUUUGUUGGGGAGAAAAAUGUUGAUCUAACCUUUUAUUUUUUUCUUUUUCCGGUUUUCCUUUUUUUUUUCGAGUUUUAUUUUCUGAAUAUGUUUCUAUUCUUUAGUACAUAUUUAUGUCACAUGUUUGAUUUAUGUGAGAAUUGAAAAUUCUGUCUUGUGAGUGGUUUUGCUGAAUCUAUUUUAUGUAAAUCUAAUUAGCUAUUGUUAUUUUUAUCGACAUCUUUUUUUCCUUGUU
Molecule: messenger RNA, 2019 nt
Organism: Striga asiatica
Lineage: Eukaryota; Viridiplantae; Streptophyta; Magnoliopsida; Lamiales; Orobanchaceae
Source: the annotation of a GenBank genome assembly